Molecule: messenger RNA, 1680 nt
Organism: Penicillium roqueforti
Lineage: Eukaryota; Fungi; Ascomycota; Eurotiomycetes; Eurotiales; Aspergillaceae
Product: aromatic amino acid and leucine permease
Exons: 4
Coding region: 1-1680 (559 amino acids)
Biological process (GO): amino acid transmembrane transport
Cellular component (GO): membrane
Molecular function (GO): amino acid transmembrane transporter activity
Source: RefSeq, a predicted model, not a curated record
AUGGCAGGGGUAUUCGAGGAAAAGAGCUCUAAGACAGGGAGUCAGUACGUCGUGCACAAUUUUCACGAUGUGGAAGAUCAACCCUUCACCCCACAAGGUCCUUUGAGCGCUGCCAUCCCCGACGACGGGCAGAUCGUUACCCAGAAUGAACGCCAAAGCUUGAUCCGGGGUCUGGGGCAGCGCCAUAUUCAGAUGAUUGCCAUUGCGGGCGCAAUUGGUACGGGUCUCUUUCUCGGUCUGGGUGGCUCGAUCGCCACCGGUGGUCCUCUGGGUGCCCUUUUAGGCUACAUGUUCAUCGGCCUGAUAGUCUGCUGCAUCCAAUUUGCGCUGGGAGAAGUCUCAGCGCUGCUACCAGUCACCGGUUCUUUUGUGCGACAUGCAGAGAUUUUGGUCGAUCCCGCGCUCGCAUUUGCGAUCGGCUGGAAUGUCGUUUAUGGAUGCUUUCUCAGCGUUCCCAGUGAGAUCUCCGCCAGCGUGGUUCUUAUUCAGUACUGGACGGAUAUCAACGCCGCCGUCUGGGUGACUAUCCUCAUAGUGGUGUCGGUGGUGGUUGCCGUCUCGUUUAUUGGCGUCUACGGCGAGAUUGAAUUUAUCUUCGCCAUUCUGAAGAUCCUGCUGGUUGUCUUCGUGGUCAUUCUCGGUCUUGUUAUCGAUCUCGGCGGUGCGCCGGGUGUGCCCCGACGCGGCUUCCACUACUGGAAAGACCCCGGCCCAUUCGUUGAGUACAUUGCCACCGGGUCUUGGGGACAAUUUCUCGGGUUCUGGGCUGUCAUGACUAAUGCAGUCUACUCGUUCGCUGGCGUGGAAUCAUUAGCCAUGGCCGCCGCCGAAACGCAAAACCCACGACAGAAUAUCCCCAAGGCCUGCAAAAGGGUGUUCGCACGAGUCUCUAUCUUCUACCUUGCCACCGUCUUGAUCGUGGGCAUGUUAGUCUCUAGCGCCGACGACCGUAUUAGCGCAGACUCCGGCACGGCGGCCACGAGUCCGUUCGUCAUUGCCGCCAGCGACGCAGGUAUCAGGGCUAUUCCCUCCGUUGUGAACGCAGUAUGCUUGAGCUCUGCGUGGUCUGCAUCGAACCAGAGUAUUCUGGCCGGAACAAGAACUCUAUAUGGUCUAGCGCUCAAGGGCCAUGCUCCGAAGAUAUUCCUGCGCACCUCCAAGUGGGGAGUGCCGUACAUGUGUGUGCUGCUGCAGAUGGCAUUCUCUCUACUGGCUUACAUGUGUGUUUCCAACGACGCAAUGAACGUCUUCUGGUGGUUCGUUGAUUUGACUGCGGCUGGUACCUUGGUCUCGUGGAUUGCUAUCGCUUUCAACCAUAUUCGUCUGAUGCAAGCAAUGGAUAAACAGGGCAUAUCGCCAACAGAGUUGCCGUGGCAUAACCGAAUUACCAGAUACACAAGCUGGUUUGCGCUGGUCGCAUGUGUCAUAAUUCUCUUCACUGGAGGAUUCACAGUCUUCACAACAGGAAACUGGGAUACCGCCUCGUUCAUCUCGUCGUAUCUGGACAUUCCACUCGUCCUCUUUGCGUACGGGGCUUAUAAGUUGAUCCGCCGCACAAAUAUCAUUCCUCUAAGGACGAUACCGGUUCAACAAGCGAUAGACGAGGCCAACAACGACCCGGACAACUUGCCGAUCAAGAAAGACAGCAUACUGGCAAAGAUGAAUAUUUUCUGGGGCUGA